Molecule: messenger RNA, 1308 nt
Organism: Perkinsus marinus ATCC 50983
Lineage: Eukaryota; Perkinsozoa; Perkinsida; Perkinsidae
Exons: 10
Coding region: 1-1308 (435 amino acids)
Source: RefSeq, a predicted model, not a curated record
AUGGCACCAUGGAACAUCUACCAUGGUGGCCUUCAGUUCAGAUGUUCAGAGGUUCUUAAAGCAAUCCGAACUCUAGCUGGUGGUGCUCACGAGGAUUUGGACAACGAGAUUAAGAACAUGACGAAAUUCGAAUAUGGUUGGAGUGUUAUCAAAGCUCUUAGAAUGGCUCUAUCGGGUGAUAUGAUACCCGGCCUUGAGUGGCGUAACUUUGGUAUAUUGAGACUCAGAGAUUUCUGGCCAGAUGAGUACACCAACCGCACCAAAGUUGGCGUCAUGACCGGUGAGCAGUUUGACGAGCUGAAGCGUUGGUUCGUUGAGGACUGGGCUAGAUCCAGAGACACCUUUGAUCCUAUCACUAUCAUCAAUGCCGAUACAGGGGGUCGCAUUUGGAUGAGCCGUAUGUGCCAUGAUCUGGUCGAGUACGGUUUCAAGAGGUAUACUAUAGAUUAUAAUGCCAAGUUUGAUUCAAACAUAACGCACUUCCUGGUACCCACCGAGAAGUACGAAGGACAUCUCGACGAUGACGGUUUCCCUACUGGGGAUAUGAUUCCUGGUCUGGAAUGGCGUAAUUUUGGCAUAUUGCGAUUCCGAGAUUUCUGGCCCAAAGAGUACAGCACGCGGACGUUGGUUGGCAACAUGACUGGUGGUCAAUUUGACACCUUCAAGCGAUGGUUCUUGGAAGAUUGGGCACGUCCAAGGGAUACCUUCGAUCCUGUUACUGUGAUCAAGGUCGACUCAGGCGAGCGAAUAUGGAUGAGCAGAAUGUGUCACGAUCUGGUUGAGUACGGUCUCAGACAGUUGGUUGAAAUGGGAAUCCCACUACGAUCAACCAAGCCAGUUUUUCGUGAUCAUAUUCCUGUCUAUGUGAACUACAUCAAACCACUAGACGUUCGAGGCAACGGUUUUGACCGACGUGCCGUUGCGCUGGCUAUGGGCCUCAUUCCGGUUGGAUACUUCAUGGGCAGCUACUAUGAGCUCGACAUCGUUCCACCUCUCAUCAACUAUUGUUACAUUCCUCUUAAAAUGCCUCACCUAUUACCGAACGGAUCGGCUGUUUUCGGCCCAGUCGACGCGAUGAAUCCGAAUCUUUCACUGUGUGCAUUGCCGAAUGUUAAUGUGGAACUGGGCAACGUCACGCUCACGAUCGAGGACCGUCUUAUUAUGCUAGAGAACUAUCUGGAUCUCCUAUUCAAUGCUCCUGAGCGACUCCGGCAUCCGAAGCAUCGUAGCGUUUUUAUGAUGGUCACAGGAACGAUUGUAUGCGGCCUCCUCAUGAUUGUGUACUGGCUGCGAAGUCACAAACCAUGA